Ixodes scapularis (black-legged tick) is the source of this 438-nucleotide messenger RNA. RefSeq lists its product as uncharacterized. The transcript has 5 exons. The record is from RefSeq and is a predicted model, not a curated record. Bases 1 to 438 code for a protein of 145 amino acids. Lineage: Eukaryota; Metazoa; Arthropoda; Arachnida; Ixodida; Ixodidae.
AUGAACAUUCCUCGAAUAUUCGUUAGUGGCCUUUUAGUUUUCUGGAUAAUUGAGACGUGUUCCUGCACACUGAUUCUCCUGUCAACCGCAACCACACUCUUACUCCUGCCGAUUCUUCGUCAGCUGAUCAGCCAGCCAGGGGCUGUAGCAGGUUUAAGCAGAUGUUCAAGAGUUUGGACUGUACCUUUCUUCUCCUGUUACUACGUUUGCCAACGUGGAUCUCUGCUUCAGUUUUCUCUUCCGGUUCUAAGCCUGGAAAAAAAGCCGGAUGGAACGCACUGCAAGCGGUUUGCGGUUUUCUCUGGAACCUGUCGGCGAGGAAGAUGCGUCACAUCUAGUGGCGCUGGAAGUGAAGGAUCAUUUGAUUCAGAAGAUUAUUUGGAUAAAACGAAUGAAAACAGCAGUGCCGACGCGGCGCCGACCCGUAAACAAAAAUAA